Messenger RNA from Misgurnus anguillicaudatus (oriental weatherfish), 3225 nucleotides. Lineage: Eukaryota; Metazoa; Chordata; Actinopteri; Cypriniformes; Cobitidae. The record is from RefSeq and is a predicted model, not a curated record.
AUUUUUAUAAACUGUAUUUAUGUCUGAUUUAUAAUUCAUUGCUAACAUUCUUAUGUGGCUAAUGUCAACAUCCAUUUGUGUUUUGUGAGGGGGACUAUAUUCUUUCGCGAACGUAUCAACGUCGCUGGAGCAAGUGGUACGGUGGUCAGGGCCAUCUUUGGUUCUUCUCGCCGGGCGGACCGACCUCAGUCAGUGAUCAAUUGAGAUACUUAUCAAAUUAAUCCAGCGAUAGCUGUUCGCAAUAACGUCGUUUUAUUUCACCGAGACAACAGAUUGUUUAAAGACUCCGCAUUUAUAUUUUGCUGCAUCCACGCCGUUUUGGAGAUUUUUUUGCAGAGGAAAUUUGACUGAAGACGGGAGAUCCACUGUAAUACAACAUGGAUGAGGAAUAUGAUGUUAUCGUAUUGGGCACUGGACUCACAGAAUGCAUACUUUCUGGGAUCAUGUCCGUGAACGGGAAGAAAGUUCUGCAUAUGGACAGAAAUCCUUAUUAUGGAGGUGAAAGUUCCUCCAUCACACCGUUGGAGGAGCUCUAUAAAAGAUUUGGGAUUUCAGACAGCCCACCAGAGUCAAUGGGACGGGGCAGAGACUGGAAUGUUGACCUUAUUCCUAAAUUCCUAAUGGCCAAUGGCCAAUUAGUGAAGAUGCUUCUAUACACUGAAGUGACGAGAUAUCUAGACUUCAAAGUGGUUGAGGGAAGCUUUGUGUACAAAGGCGGGAAAAUCUACAAAGUGCCCUCAACUGAGACAGAGGCUUUAGCAUCAAAUCUAAUGGGAAUGUUUGAGAAAAGACGUUUCCGGAAGUUCCUAGUUUUCGUAGCCAACUUUGACGAGAAUGACCCCAAGACGUUCGAGGGUGUUGAUCCCAAACAAACAACGAUGGGAGAAGUGUACAAGAAGUUUGACCUGGGACAGGAUGUCGUAGAUUUUACAGGACAUGCCCUGGCCCUCUACAGGACAGAUGAUUACCUUGAGCAGCCGUGUCUGGAGACCAUCAAUCGGAUCAAACUCUACAGUGAAUCUCUGGCUCGCUACGGGAAGAGCCCUUACCUCUACCCACUGUACGGAUUGGGAGAGCUGCCCCAGGGAUUUGCUAGGUUAAGUGCAAUUUAUGGUGGAACCUACAUGUUGAACAAACCAGUGGAUGAGAUUGUUAUUGAGGAUGGCCACGUGGUGGGGGUGAAAUCUGAAGGAGAGAUUGCACGCUGCAAACAGCUUAUCUGUGACCCCAGCUACAUCCCGGAACGUGUGCACAAAGUAGGCCAGGUGAUCCGGGUCAUCUGCAUCCUCAACCAUCCCAUAAAAAACACUAAUGAUGCUAACUCCUGCCAGAUCAUCAUCCCUCAGAACCAGGUGAACCGCAAAUCAGAUAUCUACGUGUGCAUGAUCUCCUACGCUCAUAACGUGGCGGCUCAGGGGAAAUACAUUGCCAUUGCAAGUACUACUGUGGAAACCUCGGAUCCUGAAGCCGAAAUCGAACCUGCUCUGGAACUUCUUGAGCCUAUUGACCAAAAGUUUGUGGCCAUAAGUGAUUUGUAUGAACCUAUCGAUGAUGGUACAGAGAGUCAGAUAUUCGCAUCACGGUCUUACGAUGCCACCACCCACUUCGAGACAACCUGUAACAACAUCAAAGACAUCUACAAGCGCAUGACAGGAAGUGACUUCGACUUUGAGAACAUGAAACGUAAACAAAACGACGUCUUCGGGGAAGACGAACAGUAAAGAAUGAUCCCAAGGAGCUGAAGGGGAGAUAGGUCUCGCUGAAUUUGAUUUACAUGGGCUGGGUUUGGAGAAAAUGAUAGAAAUUAUAACAAUGUUGUAAAUCUCUUUCAACUCUCCUCGUCUUUCCAAAAAUGCUCUUUGUCUCCGCCCCGCCCCUGUGUUUCUGUUCAGAUUCACACCGUUCAGCACACAGACACAAUGCUCUAUAGCGCACAUUCCAUAACUCACCUAUCUGCACUACAAAGUGGGCUCAUAUCGCCAUGCUAUUUUAGAUUCGUACGAACGCAGUAUGCAUUGUUUAGCGCAAACAUCCUGUUGAAGUGAAACACGUGUCUUUUUGUUCGGAAUUCUGUCCUUGACUGCAGCCCACACAUGUGAAAAACUGUGAAUAUUGACGGAAAGAAAAAAUGAUUUCGCUUCUGCUUUAGUAAAACAUACUUGAGCUUAUUAAGAUGUUUGGUAGGGAUAAAGCUCAGACUGUUCAGCAUUCCCUGUCACAUACAGCAGCUUUUCUUUACUUAGGAAAGUGACACAAAUAUGAAGUCAUUAAACACUAAUAAUUCAAGCAACAAUUUGACACUCGGCAAAAGAUGUUUUAUGAUAUUAAUAAUAUUUAAACAGACAAAUUGAAGAUUCAUCAAUGUUCUGUAUGGAAUUGACAGUCCCGUAUGUGUGCAUCAUUUCAGUAGAUCUAACUACCACUCACUGCUCUUUAUAGUUAUUUAUUUCUCUAUUUUAUUGGUGGAUAUUUUUUGGAUUUCAAUUCAAUUGAAUGAGGUGUAUAAUAUGCAGUAUAAAAGUGAAUUGUAAGCCAUUAACUUGUAACUAACAUUAUGGUCUUUGUGAUAACUUGAAAACCACACACUUCCUUAUGAGCUUGUGCUACAUUCUUCUUUCUUCUGUAAACAAGUUCCUAGUUUGUUUUGAAUGAUGAAAAUGAUCGCAAAAGUUGCUUGAAAAGAGCGUGGAAGUGAUUUUCAUUCCCAUGGAGGCAAACGUUUCUGAAAAUGUGAAUUAUCUUAGUAAGUAUCUGGUCCUUUGGUAUUCUGGCUUUUGUAUGCUUUGCUGUUCUUAUGAGAACACUUAACACAUAACUUUAUUAUUUGUUAUUAACACAACACCUGUGAACUUUAAAUAACUUUUUGUGCCAUGCAACAAAAACCCACAUCCUUUUCAGUGCAUUUACACUUGGCUGUUAAAAACCACGACACAAACUUUUAAAGUAUUGACCUCAGAUUAGUCAUUUUCACCAUCACUGAUAACUACUGUAUAUGAUGUCUUAAUCAUGCUUACUUCUGUUUUCUAUUUCCAUGAAUAGUUAGAGGACAGUGGUGUAAUGGACCUGAUCAUGUUGCUGUACUGCUUUUAAUGUAAAAUAUACACGCAUCGCAUUGUUUUCCAUAUUCAGAAAAAGCCUGUGACAGUAGUUUUUCCUCUUUUUAUUUUUUGAACGGAAAACAAAUAGGAGACCAUAACAUUCCAUUCUUGAUUAACAUUGGGCCAA